This is a messenger RNA of Branchiostoma floridae (Florida lancelet), 1086 nucleotides long. RefSeq lists its product as uncharacterized. The record is from RefSeq and is a predicted model, not a curated record. The transcript has 7 exons. NCBI's taxonomy places the organism in Eukaryota, Metazoa, Chordata, Leptocardii, Amphioxiformes, Branchiostomatidae. Bases 1 to 1086 code for a protein of 361 amino acids. Gene Ontology annotation, cellular component: membrane.
AUGGGUUCCGAAAAUCUGUACGACAUACGUUACCCCAAGCUAGAAGCCGUGCGGGGUAAAGGGGCAUCUAAUGGCCUGGGUACAGCGAUUGGAACUGCCACGGCCGUCAUUGUGAGCUUCGUCACCAUGUUUGUAAUGGUGAGGCAGGGGGCGGAACUGGGCGAGAUGAAGUCGCAGAUGGACAUGGAAGCCCAGCUUUCGCACCUGAUGGAAACGGAAAUUCACCUGAAGGAAACGGUAACGCACCUGAAGGAAAUGGAAUCGCAGAUGCAGGAGAUACGACAGUGGAGAGAACACCUGGACUUGCAGGUCAGUCCUCAAGGCCCGAACGCUCAGGAAGACGUGAGUGGAGCUGGACGGGGCAAAAGCGCCACCUUUAUGUACGGAGCUGAAGUGCAUCGCCGAGCUAAGCGAUCUGUGCGCAACACUGAACAAUUUGCAAACAAGAUUACAUUACCGAUGACUCUUGGGGGAUGCCUGGCUGGAUCUGCUGGACUGAACGGUCCGCAGGGCCCACCCGGACCUCCCGGUCCCUCUGGUCCACCAGGCCCUCCCGGUCCGCCCGGAUCUGAUGGACAGACACCAACGAUCACCUCCCCACCAGGCCUGGAUCAUACCACCCGCCCAGAGAGACCCACAGUGGGACCAACUGCCACAAGCAUCGCCUCCACCGAACCCAGCACCUCGGGCGAGCCGUGGGCACUCUGUGAUUUCCAGCACGGAGCCGGGGGCUGCGGCUUCACACAAGACACGAGCGACGACACGGACUGGGUCUGGGGGAGUCAGCACACUCCCACCAGGAAGUACAUGUACGUUGAGGCCAGUGGUGGUACCGCAGGUGACACGGCUCGGCUCAUCAGCGCACCGCUAAACACGGAGAACAACAUCUGUCUGAACUUUAACUACCACAUGUACGGCACACAAGUCGGCACUCUCAACGUGUACGUGAAACAGCGCGGGAACAACACCCUUGAGGAGGUCAUUUUCAGCAGGUCAGACUUCCAGGGGGACCAAUGGAAGUUCAGCGAGUUGGCACUGCCGAAAUGGGAAGGAUAUGUGCAGGUGGGAGUGUUCUGGUUCUGCUAA